UUUAGGUUAUGCCUGAACAGUUAUCGUUAUGACAUCUUAAGGAAUAAUCUUGUAUAAAAAUCAUUGAUUAUUUGCGGAAAAAUUUGUUGUAAACAAAUAAUUCAUUAUACUUGUUGACUUAUCUUCGAGUACUUUGAUAUUAUUAUAUCUGUAAAGUAAUUUGGAAACACUGUUCAUGUAAUAUAGAGUUACUGAGAGAUUAUGCCAAGAAACUGAAGAGAUAUUGUAAAAAUAAUGGUGCCAUUAGUGAUUACUUUUCCCCUGAUGAUAAUAUUUUAAUCGUUGUUGCGAUAAAUCCUUUAUGAACGAUUUUGUUAGUACAAGAAUGCAUUAUUGUUCAUCUUAACCUCAAGGACUGUGUUGGUUUGAUCAUCAUGAAGCGAAGACAACGGAAACCAGUUUUAGAUAUCAACGGAGAAGAAUCAGAGUCAUGUCGGAGACGAUGGCAAAAUAAAUAUCAACAAAUUGCUGUUGACCAUCCUGAACAUAAUGGAGCUUCUGCCAAUCCACUAGCAAAUUUGUUAGGUCAUUAUGAUUCAGACAGUGAAGCAGAUGAUGCAAAAGAUAAUCCAAACAAAUUAAAUGAUAAAGUCAAUGAUUUUCUGAAGGAAAUACAACUCAUUGCCCCUGAACCACUAAAAUCUGCUUCGUCCACGAAAUCACAUGCAAUAGCAGUUCAAUCAGGAAAUCAUGCAACGCAACAACAAAUUUUGUGGCAAGAAUGCUAUGAUGAGACAACUGGUUAUCCAUACUAUUGGCAUACAGAGACAAAUGAAGUGACCUGGGAAAUGCCAUCGGAGAUGAGGUUACUUCGUGAUGGUGUUCAACAGGAUCCUGCAUUACGCUCUUCCCACGUUACUCAAUGGCCUCAUAUUUCAACCAGUUCAUAUUCAGAAGCACAAACUGACAUUCCUGAGGGUAUGAUCCCUAAAGAGGUAGUUGCUAGAAACCGAAACAGAUUAUCUGGUGUACCUCAAAGUAGUUUUCAAAAAGUGAAAACUAACGAAGAAGUUUUGGAAACAUCUGAUCCAAAAGGAGAGGAUUCUGAUGAUGGAAAAAUAGAAAUGAUAACAUCCUUUGGGAACGAUGAAAGUGAAUCGGAUACUAGUGAUAAUGAGUCUUUAGUUAAAGAAACAUCGAAACAAGGUGUUUCAUCAAAAUCGCACUUACAAAAGCACUCGGUAACAAAUUUAAGUUCGAGUGGAAAGUCAGAAGAUGGUUGCCGGAACUCUCGAAUUGGUCCAGUUUUCCUUUCUGCUAGUAUUAAUGUUGAUGAAAGAAAUGAAGAUGUUGAAAAUAAAUGUAGAGCCGAUGAGGACAUAAAUUCAUCCAAAAAUCCUGAUGUUCGAAGUGGUACAACAAUGUUAAUUACUGGUAAGGAAUAUGCAAGAGUUCAAAACAAAUCUUAUAUCGAUGAGAAGGACGUUCUUAUGAAAUUAAAAAGUCAAGGAAGAACGGUACACUCUGUUAGUGGUAGACAAUCAGAAUGUACUGAAUCCUCAGUAUUGGAUGAAAAAUCUAGUCAAAUGGAAAAAGAUACUCAAUUAAAUCGAUCAGAAGAAUCUCAUAAUAUGCAGCAGGAAAGUGGUAGAAAUAUUACUACAAUGGAGAUGCAUCGUAAGUCUCUUACAUUUGACAAAGACACAAAGAUCUCUUUAGUUCCUGGUUAUGGCGAUGAUUCAGAUGGAGACGAUGAGAUUUCGGUGAAGAAGUCAACAGUUAAACCUUUAUUUCCAAUAUCUGAGUAUCAAGCAAACCAAAGUUUAGUUUUGCCUCAAAACACAACAAAAGACAGUUUGGGUACUUCCACUGAUAAUGUCAGAAAAGUGGAAACAAAGCAAUUACAAGGUGGAAGUGUUAAAAUUUUUGAGUACCAUAAUGAUAAUGUGUUGAAGGACAAGGAGAAUGAUUUAUCUAAGAAAUUAACUCAACGUAAUGAAAAUGUGGAAGUAGAAAAUAAAGAUAAAGAGGAGAUUCGGAUUGUCAGAGUAGAACUGGAACCACCGAAACCGAAUAUAUUCUUGGAAAAUUUGGAAGCUCCAGCGAAAGCUUUUCAAAGAAAGAAACGAAUAGCUUUUGAUGUUGUUGUUGGUAAAAACAAAACGACCGAAGCUCCUGCAACCUCGGCGCCGAAACCAGACUCUGAGAAUGCCCAACCUUUGGUUCCGAUCAACGAUCCUGAUCAUCAAAAUACAGGAUUUCAAAAAGAAUCCAGCGUGGAAUAUUCUGAACCUUUGGAUCAAAAUGCUGAAGCAUCCGAAAAACCUGUUAAUGCAACAAAAAAUGGUAUUAACUUUGUGAAAGGAGAAACCUUAAAUAUGCCUGAAGAAAAUACUUCGAAAGCUAAAGAAAAGGUUGAAUCGAGUAAAGAGGAUCUCAAACCUUUAGUCGAGACUAUUACAGAGAAAUUAAGGUUUCUAUGCGAAGGAAGUCAAAUGGCAUCUGCCGUGCAAGUAAUGGGAAUCCAACUACAAACUUUGCUGACUGCAUGGGAAGCGGGUGACCUAAAGGAGAGCUACCUCUCUAAUUGGCUGACAGGAACAAGUGGAGAGCUGGCCCGGCUAGAGCAAGCAGCUGCACCUCCGGGAUGGGACUGCCAGUGGGAUAGAUCGCAUAAACGGUACUAUUAUCGCAAUGCAACGAGCGGAGAAGCCCAAUGGACUUACCCGGAGCUUGACGUUAUCGGUGGAACCGAGGAAAUGGACUUGUGUACAACACCGCCACCUCCCGAUCAAGAGGAGGCCUCCAUUAUAGAGAAUGAGGGAAUUGAGACACCUGAACCGAAGCAAGAUUCAACUUCUCGAGAGUCGGCCAGUGAAGAAAAGCCUUCAGUGGCCUCCGAAGAACAGGAAGAAAAAAAUGAAACUAGCUGCAUAGAAGUAAGGAUCCCUCCGCCUCCAAAAAUAUCCAGCCCGAGUCCACCUCCGCCACCAAGGAUAUUCGCAGAGGAUUUGAGGAGAGGAAGAAAGAGACGAGGCAGCGAGAAGAAUCAUGGAAACAGAAGGAGGGAGAAAUUAGCAAAAGAAGUGAAUCCCACGACAAGUACGAAUCAGUCUGUCAACCCACCCUUACCCCUUUCAUCACCAAAAUCAUUACAGCCCCCGUUGCCUCCACAUCCUCCAUUAGUCCCUAAUCCUACAAACAGCGAACCAUUACCGCCAGGUGUAGACCCACCGGAUAUGCCGUACACUCUGGCAGCAUCUGCAUUGGAAUCAAACCUACUGUACACAGCAACGUCCCAGCAAACCAACCCAAUUUACGCGGCCACUAUUGGGAAUCCUGGACUACCACUUUUAAAUCACCACACUGCACUGAUGCAAGGACAAUUGAUGCAUUAUCCUGCUUACCAUCAGCAUUUGCACAACCAAGCUAUUUUGGCCGCAGCAGCGAAUCGAUUAACAGGACAAGAAGCUGUUAGAUUCAUGGUAGCAGAUUAUACACAAAUGUAUGCCAGUAGCCAAGUAAUAGCUAAGCCACCAAUAAAGAUGCAGAGGGAAUCUUUGGGAUCGGCUCUAAAUUCAUUUUAUAGUGAUAUUGCUUCUAUUGAGAAAACAAAAAAUGAACAAGACAAAGAACAGGAAACAUUAGCUUCUGAAGCUGUUCCGUCGCCUGUUCAACAGGUGCAGACGGAGAUAACGGAACAAUCCAAUCUUCCUACAGAAACUGUAAUAAAAGAAAAAAAGAGAAAAAAGGCAAAAAUUGGCAGUAGCAAGAAGCACAAAGAAAUGUCCAGUAUGGUAGCAAAGUGGCAGAAAGUUCAGCAGAAUUUUGAGGAUAAUAGUUAAGAAAUCCAUUUAUUCCCGUUUCAAAAUAGAAUUUCACCGUACUGUAUAUAUAAAUUGUAUAGCUAACCUAUCUGUAUCUUUUGACUGAAUUUGUUUCAUAGGCAUACCGUUAAAUUUUUUAUUCAUAAAAAAAAUUUAAUCUGGUAUCCUGAAAGCGAUAUGUCAUGUUUUUUAAUGAGUACCUAUGAACAUUUGUAAAUAUAACUGUGCAUAUAUAUACAUACAUAUAUGACUUCAAUAUCUCUUUAUUGAAUGGGCUAAGUUCAUUUAAUUAAGGACAUGUUUCGAUUAAGAUCAUUGUAGAUAUAAUUAUUAUUAGUUUUCAGUUUUACACAAUUUUAGGGUUAACUCAUGCCAAGGAUCAAUAAAGAAUAAACUUUA
Messenger RNA from Orussus abietinus, 4166 nucleotides. Its product is annotated as formin-binding protein 4. Gene Ontology annotation, molecular function: protein binding. The record is from RefSeq and is a predicted model, not a curated record. The coding region runs from base 375 to 3785 and encodes 1136 amino acids. The transcript is spliced from 13 exons. Lineage: Eukaryota; Metazoa; Arthropoda; Insecta; Hymenoptera; Orussidae.